AUGCGGCAGAAAUACAUCAAAGGCAAGCCAUGCAAACCGUAUAAUUCCACGCUUGGAGAAUUCUUCAGGUGUACCUGGGAGGUCGAAGACUCCACUCCCUCAUUGCCUAUCUCUUCAGGUCAAGACAUAGUCAAUGGUGUCUCAACAACAAAAGAUGCAGCAGGAGAAACGGUCAAGAUCUGUUACUUGACCGAACAGACUUCCCACCAUCCGCCGGUUUCUGCCUUCUAUAUAGACUGCGCAGAACGAGGCAUCUCCGCUCGAGGCUUUGACCAAAUCACCGCGAAGUUUACAGGAACGAGUAUCCGCGUUAGUCCUGGUCAGCACAAUUUGGGCAUCUUUGUUAAUCUUGAGAAGCGGGAUAACGAGGAGUAUCAAUUAACCCACCCUAGUGCCCAUUUGGGAGGGUUGUUAAGAGGUGCUCUCUCUAUUUCAGUAUCCGAUACAUGUUAUAUCACCUGCCCCAAGACGCGCAUCAAGGCUAUUUUACAGUACUUGGAGGAGGGUUGGAUUGGCCGGGCCCAGAAUAGGGUUGAGGGCGUUAUUUUUCGCUAUGACCCAGACAAUGACUCUUCGACAAAGAUCAAAGAUGUGCCACAAUCUGAUAUCCUUACCCGUAUCAGCGGCUCCUGGCAUGGGAAAAUAUACUUCACCUUCCCUGGAUCAACGGAGCCUCAACUUCUGAUUGAUAUCGAUCCCCUCAUGCCAAUCCCGAAGAAUCUGCCUCCUGAUGAAUAUCAGUUGCCGAAUGAAUCUCGCAGAUUCUGGUCUGAUGUUACCGCAGCGAUAUUGGGGAAGCAGUAUAGUCAAGCUACGAAAUUCAAGCACGAGAUUGAGGAACGGCAGCGACAGAAGGCAUCAGAGCGGAAAGAGAAGAAUGAGGAGUGGACGCCACGCUUUUUUACAGAGGCAGUCACACCACUAGGGAAGCCUGAGCUGACCGAAGAAGGGCGUAAAGUUCUCGACGGACUCCACAAAAAUAGCUACAAACUGGAGGAAAGCAAGGUUUUAGGCGCAUAG
Molecule: messenger RNA, 1020 nt
Organism: Monascus purpureus
Lineage: Eukaryota; Fungi; Ascomycota; Eurotiomycetes; Eurotiales; Aspergillaceae
Source: the annotation of a GenBank genome assembly